Molecule: messenger RNA, 9115 nt
Organism: Dunckerocampus dactyliophorus (ringed pipefish)
Lineage: Eukaryota; Metazoa; Chordata; Actinopteri; Syngnathiformes; Syngnathidae
Product: neurexin-2-like
Exons: 23
Coding region: 792-5720 (1642 amino acids)
Source: RefSeq, a predicted model, not a curated record
CGGUGUUCGCCUGCCUGCAUUCCUGUAGACGUGACGGAGACGUCUUUUCAACCCACGUGAGCUGAGCUCCAUUGGUCCACAACGGCUGACCGCGCCCUCAACCCGGCUGAGCUACCUCGCCAACUAUUAGCAUCAAGUGUCAGGGGAGAGGCGGCCCCCGAUGCUGAGGCUGAUGAUGAGGAUGGGGAGGAGGAUGCUGCGGAGGAGAGGAAGCAUCUUUGUCUGCACGGAGCGGCUCAGGGCUUCCCUUGCUCUCGCCUUCCUCCACACAUAGAGCAGAUAAGAAAGAACGCUAUACCAGUCUGAAGAUUAACAUCACGUUUUUUUUUAAUGUAUGCUCCUUUUAUCUCAUCUUGAUACAGGAUUUUUCUUCUUUUGUGCUCUGUUUGGCCGGCCGGAAUACAAAACCCCCCAAAAACAUCGCUUGUGUGUCGGAUCGCCGGAUGAUGCACAGGCUGUUGUGUGGCUGAGAAGGCAAGGCGCUGCACCUAGGCUCAGUGCCUAGUUGACACAUGGAGAAGUGACUGGAGCCGUGCUGGAUGGAGGCCAAGACACUGGAUGGCGAAGACGAGGAAGCACACAGUCUUGUGGGUCGCUUGUGAUGUUUGUUCUCUUUCUGUCACGUGUGGAACGAUGGCACAAAGAAUCCGGAUAGACAGUCAAGGCUAAAGAAACAUUUGUGAAGAGAAUCUCGGUUUUGUUUGAGCGAGAGAGACGAGAUUGUAGGGCUCCAGUAGACGCAAAGCUACAAUUCCUUCGUGUUAUUGUGUUGGAUUGACAACCAGACCACCAUGGCCAGGUAUCAUAACAAAGCCUCCUGGUUAUUGUUCUUAGUUCAUCUGGUGCUAACAGGUAUAGCAUUGGAAUAUGAAGGUGUUCCUGGUCAGUGGACUCGUUAUGGACAAUGGGAUGCAAAAACAACAGGAGAACUCAGCUUCAUCCUCAAUACCAACAUCAGCAAAGCUCUGGUGCUCUACCUGGACGAUGGUGGCGACUGCGACUUCCUAGAGCUGCUCAUAUCAGAUGGGAGACUCCAUUUGCGCUUCGCCAUCCACUGUGCCGAGCCGGCAUCCCUGCACACGGAGACGCGCAUCGACGACCUGCGCUGGCACCGAGUUGUCCUCUCGCGGAAUUACCGAGAGACCAAGCUCACGGUGGACAAUGAAGAGAAGGCGGCGGAGGUCAAGUCCAAGAGGAAAGCGAUGGUCGUGGCCAGCGACCUCUACGUGGGCGGGAUCUCGCCUGAUGUGCGUCUCUCCGCCCUGACGUCCAGCAACGUCAAGUACGAACCGCCUUUUCAGGGCCUCAUUGCAAAUCUGAAAGUAGGGGAGGCCUUGCCUUUGCUGUUGGACGGCCAGGCUGUCCACAGCGACUUGGACUACAUAUGUGCCGCACACCCCCCCUGCAGCAAUGGAGGCCUGUGCUCUGUCAGCCAGGGAGAGGUCCUCUGUGACUGCAUCAACACCAGCUACGUGGGAAGCUACUGCCACGAAGCAGGUGUCCAGAAAGAAGUAGAAGGUCUGGCGCACCUGAUGUUAAAUCGCCAAGUUUUACGCCAAGGGCAAGGGGAGUCAUUGGCCACCUUUAAAGGAAACGAGUACUUCAGCUACAACCUGUCCCAGACGCCCAUUCAGAGCAGCUUGGAUGAGAUCACGUUGUCCUUCCGCACUCUGCAGAGGAAUGGCCUUUUGCUUCAUACAGGGAAGUCGGGUGAUUAUGUCAACCUGUCCCUGAGGGAUGGAGCUCUGUGGCUGGUCAUCAACCUGGGCUCUGGCGCCUUCGAGGCCCUUGUGGAACCCGCCAGCGGAAAGUUCAACGACGAGGUCUGGCAUGACGUCCGGGUGACCCGCAACCUCAGACAGGUGACCAUCUUGGUGGAUGGGAUACUGACCACCACAGGUUACACCCAAGAAGACUACACCAUGUUGGGCUCGGAUGACCUCUUUUAUAUUGGAGGGAGCUUGAACACAGCAGACCUGCCAGGCUCGCCAGUCAGCAACAACUUCAUGGGAUGCCUCAAAGAUGUGGUCUACAAGAAUAAUGAAUUCCGACUGGAGCUGUCACGGCUGGCUGAGCAGCGGGACCCAAAAAUAAGUAUCCAUGGCGACUUGACGUUCAGCUGCGAGAGCGUGGAGGCCCUGGAGCCGGUCACCUUUGACACGCCGUCUGCCUACCUGACACUGCCCAGGUGGAACACAAAGAAGACAGGCACCAUAUCGCUGGACUUCCGCACCACAGAGCCCAGCGGCCUGCUGCUGUUCAGCCACGGCAGCCUGCUGGGGGCGCUGCCUGAGAGCACUCCCAGGGCUGACUUCUUCGCCAUGGAGCUGAUGGAUGGCUUUCUCUACCUGGUCAUGGAUAUGGGCUCUGGCAGCAUCAAGAUGAAAGCCAGCAACAAGAGGCUGGAUGAUGGCGAGUGGUGCCACGUGGACUUCCAGAGAAAAGGGCGCAAUGGCUUUAUUUCGGUGAACAGCAAGAGCAUCCCGUUUGCUACAAACGAAGGCAGCGAGAUCCUUGACCUGGAUGGUGACAUGUAUCUCGGGGGUCUACCAGACGACCGCCAAGGCCUCAUGUUCCCUCCAGAGGUGUGGACUGCCUCCCUGGGCCUCGGCUACGUGGGCUGCGUGCGGGAUCUCUUUAUUGACGGCCAGAGCCGCAACCUCUGGAAGCUGGCUGAGGUUCAGGGCAGCACAGGUGUCAGCAGCUUGUGUACCAGGGAGACUCACGUCAGGUGUGGCCGAGACACGUGCGCUAACGGCGGCCACUGCAGGGAGGGCUGGAACCGCCAUGUUUGUGACUGUAAUGGCACCGGCUACCUGGGGCCCAACUGUGAGAAAGAUGCCACAGUGGUGAGCUACGACGGUAGCAUGUACCUGAAGGUGAUGCUGCCCAGGUCGCUGCACACAGAGGCCGAGGACGUGUCCCUGCGUUUCAUGUCCCAGAGGGCCUUUGGGCUGCUGAUGGCCACCACGUCUCAGCAGUCAGCAGACACCCUGCGCGUGGAGCUGGACGCAGGCCGACUCAAGCUGACGGUCAACUUGGAUUGUAUCAGGAUAGACUGUAAUCUCAGCAAAGGACCUGAGGUACUCCUGUUGGGCGACAAGCUGAAUGACAAUGAGUGGCACUCAGUGAAGGUGGUGCGGCGGGGGAAACAUUUGCAUCUCUCUGUGGACAAUGCCACCGCAGAAGGCUUCAUGAGUGGUGCCCACACCCGCUUGGAGUUCAACAACAUCGAGACAGGGAUCAUGACAGAGCGCCGCUUCACCUCAGUCAUCCCUUCCAACUUCAUCGGCCACCUGCAGGCCCUCUCCUUCAACGGGAUGUUCUACCUGGACCAGUGCAAAAACGGAGACAUCUCAUACUGCGAGUUGAACGCGCGAUUCGGCAUGAGGCACAUCGUAGCCAAUCCUGUGGCCUUUGUGACCCAGGCCAGCUACCUGGCAUUCUCCACCUUGCAGGCCUACGCCUCCAUGCACCUUUUCUUCCAGUUCAAGACCACUAGUCCUGAUGGCCUCAUACUGUACAACUCUGGAGAUGGCAGUGACUUCAUUGUAGUGGAGCUGGUCAAAGGGUUCAUACAUUACGUCUUUGACUUGGGAAAUGGACCGUCGCUGAUGAAGGGAAACUCCGACAAGCCACUCAAUGACAACCAGUGGCACAACGUGGUCAUUUCCCGUGACAACAACAACGUGCACACACUCAAGAUAGAUGUCCACACCGUCACCCAACAUGCCAAUGGGGCCCGCAACCUUGAUUUAAAAGGAGAGCUGUACAUUGGAGGUGUGGGGAAGAGCAUGUACAGCAGCUUGCCUCGAUUGAUAGCAUCACGGGAGGGGUACAAGGGCUGCCUGGCAUCAGUGGACUUAAACGGGAGACUCCCUGACCUGCUGGCAGAUGCCCUUCAGAAAGUGGGCGAAGUGGAUCACGGCUGUGGAGGGCCCAGCACCACCUGCACUGAGGACUCCUGCCACCAUCAGGGAGUGUGUCUGCAGCUGUGGGAGGGCUUCUCCUGUGACUGCACCAUGACGACCUAUGGGGGGCCGUUCUGCAGUGACCCGGGAACCACAUACAUCUUUGGGAAAGGAGGCGCUCUCAUCACGUUCACCUGGGCCCCCAACGAGCGGCCGAGCACCCGAGCCGACCGGCUGGCCGUGGGCUUCAGCAGCCUGCAGAGGGACGCCAUCUUGGUACGGGUGGAGAGCACCCACGGCCUUGGAGACUAUCUUCAGCUGCACAUAGAUGAAGGCAAAAUUGGCGUCAUCUUCAAUGUAGGCACAGAUGACAUCACUAUUGACGAGCCAGCUGUCAUGGUAAACGACGGCAAGUACCACGUGGUACGCUUCACACGCAGCGGGGGCAAUGCCACUCUCCAGGUGGACAACCAUCCGGUCAUUGAGCGCUACCCUCCAGGACACUUUGAUAAUGAGCGACUGGCUAUUGCUAGGCAAAGAAUCCCGUACCGACUCGGUCGGGUAGUUGACGAGUGGCUACUCGAUAAAGGGAGACAGCUGACCAUCUUUAACAGCCAAGCCGCUAUUAAAAUCGGCGGCCAGGACAAGGGUCGGCCCUUCCAGGGUCAGAUCUCCGGCCUGUACUACAACGGGCUGCAGGUGCUCAAACUGGCAGCUGAGAACGACCCCAGCGUGCAGGUGGAGGGCAACCUGCGUCUAGUGGGCGAUGCGCUCUCCGUGUUGACCACCGACACCACCUCCGCCACACCGUUGGCGGUCUCCGACAUGUCCACCACCAUCAUGGAGACCACCACCACAAUGGCGACCACCACCACCCGUAGGCAGCGGUCACCCAGCUUGAGGGAGAGCAUCUCUAAGCCUCAAAACUCAGAUGAUAUUCUGGUGGCAUCAGCCGAGUGUCCAAGUGAUGAUGAAGACCUGGAAGAGUGUGAACCAGGAACAGGAGGUGAAUUAGUGUUGCCUAUUAUAACAGUGGAUUCCCUUGAGCCCCCAUCCAUCGCCACCCGUUACCCUGUCAUCCCUCCUCCCCCUACCCUCCUAUCCCCCUUCGAAACCACCAAAGAGUCCGUGAUACUACCCCCUCACCCCUCCUGCCCCCCGGACCAGGAGGACUGUGGCGAGCCGGUGGAGGUCUCGGCCUUCGGCUCCGGGGAGAUGACGGAAUCAGAUGACGAGGACUUUUACAAUAAUAACAACUCCCCUUUGGUCACUGACAGGACAGUCCUUCCGCCACCUCCUGCCGCAGGCGAGGGCGGCGUACAGAAACCCCGCCCCUUACCCCCUUAUGUUCCCACCACCAACCCUGACCAGCUCCACAUCCCCGCAGGCAAAAUGAACACCCGUGACCAGGUGCUUCUGCCCCCUGCUCCCCCAUCCUCCCGAAACACACCGGGACUAACUUACCCCCCCAAUUUUCCCCAUGUGCCCACAGCCGACCCCACAGCCUCCGACGAAAAGAGCCAACCGGGCGCCGUGGAGGUGAUCAGGGAGUCGAGUAGCACCACGGGGAUGGUGGUUGGUAUCGUGGCUGCUGCUGCUCUCUGCAUUCUAAUCCUCCUCUAUGCCAUGUACAAGUACCGCAACCGGGACGAGGGCUCCUACCCAGCAGACCAGAGCCACAAUUUUGCCAACAAUUUUGCGGUGGAAGGCAACGGCACGGUGGUCAAAGACAAAAGCACAGCAACGGCCUCUGUGGCCAAGGCAAUCACAAAGGGCAAAAAGAACAAGGACAAAGAAUAUUACGUAUGAAUAGGCGGGCGAGGACUGAGAGGAUAAGAGGGUACUCCACUUUCAACUCACUUGUAUUUCUUGUUUUUUUAUUCUGGUUGACCAUCAAAGACAUUUCACAGGUCACUUAAGGCAACCGUGCAAUGUAGGCUGCAGCUAACACUAACAUUUCCCUCACAGCUCCAAUAAUGCUCUCAUUCGGCAUCCACUUCUUGUUACUGCAUCAUUUUUAUGUGUUAACAAGCUAGACAGAGACAGACUGCAUAUCUAGUGUUGCUGUCUGCACUAGUAUGCAGUAGCAGAUAUGAUGCAGUGAAAGGAAGGGAGCUGGAUUUGCCUUAGUGUUUUGUAAACUGUCUUAAGUCUUAAUGUCCCCCAUUAUGAUACAGUGGCAAGUGAACACAGCCCUGUUAAAAUAGAAGAUUUCAGUGUGCAAUAAGUGGUUGCGUAAUAGAUCAGAAUGGCACAUCUGGAUUUGUCAAAAGUGCUCCGGAUCUUUUAUAUCAGUGGUUCGCAACUGUUUUGGCAGCGGGACCCACCAUCACCCUCAGUGACAAGCAGUGAUCCGAAUUGAGGACACUUUUUAAGUCAAACAUUUCAAAUAUUUUAUAUGUAAAGGGACUCGUGCUUUUUGGGGGGGGCUGCCUCGGCUGGCUGCCCAAGUGCAGAGCAGAGGCAAGAACGCAAGGUGUGUUCGGUGGGUCAUUAUAUUUGAUUUAUUUAUUCAUCUUUUGCCCAGGCAAGGCUCCAUGAGCCAGUUUUGGGUCUUGACCCACCAGUUGAGAAUCGCUGUUCUAGAUGAGGCGGGCCUGUCUUGUGCACUGCCCCUUAAGAUCAUCCUAUUGGAUUUACGCCUGUGCUUUGGCUUUCAUUUCCUUUGGAUGAUUUGGAUGUAUGCUUGGGCUCAUUGUCAUGCUGAAACGUGAAAUUCCUUUUGAGCAGUGGACAUAUAGUAAGUGCUUUCCACUCAGCUGAUUUGGUUUUGGUGGCAAUUGGCCUAAGGUCGCCGAAGAUCAAAGCUGAUCAGUAACAAGGUCAAAAAUGUAUUUGCAGCAAACCACAUUGAGUGGUAUGUCAAAUUAAAGCCCUUGAUGAGGGCUUUCCAGAUAUGCAAUCAUUUUGUUAAUAUACCCUUAUAUUGAAACAUAAUCACCAAAAACAUAUAUUAUAACUCAAAUAGCUUACCAAAAUCCACCACAAAACCACUUGAUGAUCACCAUGUAUGUACAGUAUAUUGGCUUUGGAGCUUUUUAAGUGUUAUCAUGGUUAGGAUAAAAGUCAGGGCUGCCCCUGGCCAAACUGGGGCCCAAAGCAAAAUUUUAGUUUUUUUCUCUCCUGCCUCGGGCUGACUAGGUGCUCAGUGCCUCACGGCAGCGAUGCACAUCCUUUACACAUGCAGAGAAUAGACCCCCUUGUCCCUAGUGCAUAUUCUGCGUGGUGCCAGGGGUAUCCCUGAUCUAAUGUCAGUCCAAAGUCAACUUACAUUUUGGAUAACCUAUGGUCUCCACACUUGGUGGACAUAUAGUAACUAGAUAGCUCAGCAGAUUAGUUUUGGGUUGCAAUUGACCUUAACCUUAGGGAGUUGCCUAAGGUUAACGUUUACUAGUAACUAGGUCAAAAAUGGGCCGCACAGUGGCCUAGUGGUUAGCAUGUUGGCCAACACAGUAACCAUCUGGAGAUCGGGUUUGAUUCUCCCUUGGGCAUUUCUGUGUGGAGUGUGCAUGUUCUCCCCGUGUGUGCGUGGGUUUUCUCCGGGUACUCUGGUUUCCUCCCACAUCCACAAAAAAAAACCAUGCAGGUGAGGUUAAUUGGCGACUCUAAAAUUGUCCAUAGGUAUGAAUGUGAGUGUGAAUGGUUGUUUGUCUAUAUGUGCCCUGCGAUUGGCUGGCGACCAGUCCAGGGUGUACCCCGCCUGUCGCCCGAAGUCAGCUGGGAUAGGCUCCAGCAUACCCCCGCGACCCUAAAGAGGAGAAGCGGUAUAGAAAAUGGAUGGAUGGAUAGGUCAAAAAUGUACUUACGGCAACCCACCAGACUCCAUCGUUUACCGUAGUAAACUCACUCUACUUUUUCUACAUGACAUGACCGGUAUUGUAACAGGGGUGUGUUCACUUACUAUAUCCACUGUACAUGAAGCAGAACAUGAAGCUGACUUCCUGUAGAAGAAGAGCAGAAUGCAGAAUUUGUGAACAGACUCAAAAAAAGGGAAGCCUUUUAUUAAAAAAGACAUCAUCUCUUCAGCCUCCAUGUAUGCAUAAUGCAUAAUGUGGGUUUAAAGCCCCCCACCCCACCCCCAGCCUGCCCUGCCUCUGUCCGCAAGAGAUGAUACUUGGAUGAAAAAUACAGGAUUUUUUUAAAAAGGGAAGUGAACAUGCACUCUGGCUGGUGAACCUUACACUAAGACGGAUGGAAACCAUUUAUUUGUGUGUGGUCGGUGUCGCGUUUCAUUCCAAUUAGGGGUAAAUGUGGCAGGUAUAUCUCUGUAAACAUUGCUUGUAUGUAUAUAUAGAGCCUAACACACUCAAGAAGAGUUGCGGAUGCAAAGGUAUGGAGAAGAAUCAGCAUCCGAGAUGCUUCCCCACCCCCGUUCACUCACAGCUUUCAUAAAACGAUGUGACCCACAAAUUCGGGGCUGCGUGGGAGAACAUUUUCCCAUCCUGGCUUAUCGGAAAGUGACAGUGAAGCCAGCUCACUCUCCACCUUCCUUAAAAAACUGUCAAGAGAUGAUCCAAAAGCACACAGGAAAUGUAAACAUAUCGUGGAGACAUAGAUAUUUCUUGUAAAGCAGCCAAACAUGUAUUGUUUUCUUUUCUAUCAGUGACUUAAAGACUAUUCCAUGAGAUAAAUAAUUAAUGAUGUGUGAACUGUAUUGCUAUUUCUCUGAUAUUUCGAUGUACCUUGUCACUGCUCCUCCUAACACGUUCCAUCUUAGAUUGCCUUUGACUCAAACAAAAAGCACACUCUCCUCUGAUAGCUGCAAACAUCUCGUGUCCCUGCAUUAUUCAUGGCUUCAAUUAAGCUGAGAAAACACAAGGAUGGGACAAAGAAAUGUUUUUUUUUGUUGUUUUGUUUUAUUGCAUUGUGCAUUUUAUAUGUGCUGAAUCUGUUACUCAAUGGAUCUAAUAAUAUAAAGCCAUCUCCUCUGUUGGGUUCUGUCUACACUGACUUAUUAUUCAUGCUAUGUGGUUACCUGUUACUUUUUUAUGAAAAGUGCCAUUCGACGUGAGCUGCUCUGUGCUCGGAAAAUACUCCAUUCCUCACUCAUUGCUAUUGUAUAGUGUUCAUGUGAAAUGGGUCUCAAUAUGUGUACAGAACGUGCAUAAAGAUAAAAAAUACACUUGAUGAUAUACUUUGUACACACUUGUGUUAUGUGUGCUGCUUCUUGGACAAAAUGCACUUUUUAUUGACGGUAAUGGCAU